Molecule: messenger RNA, 276 nt
Organism: Paramuricea clavata
Lineage: Eukaryota; Metazoa; Cnidaria; Anthozoa; Malacalcyonacea; Plexauridae
Source: the annotation of a GenBank genome assembly
AUGGGUCCCGUCAUGGGUCCCGUCAAACUUCGAUAUUGGGACGGAUUCUAUGUUGUUUUCGAAAACGAACUUAUGAACGAACCGUUUGAGAACGGUAAAUAUUUAGUGAUCGAGGAAAUGUUACGCGAAGACGAUGGCUUGUGUUCGCUGUUGGAAAUGGUUCGCAAAAUUGCUGCAUGUACUAACGUAUUGUUAUCGCCACAAUUUGUUGUUUUGUCGCGCAAGGCAAGAUUUUCGCAUCGGCGUACGGAGUUUCAGGAGACCUUACCGGUGUGA